CCCCGCCCCCGCCUCCCGCGAGUGUGGCCUCGGCUUGCAGCGGCGCCAGCUGACGCCCGCGGUGGUGCGGUCCAGUGUGGUGGCGAGGAUGGCGGAGGAGCAGGAGUUCACGCAGCUGUGCAAGUUGCCCGCGCAGCCCUCGCACACGCACUGCGUCAACAACACCUACCGAAGCGCCCAGCACUCGCAGGCGCUGCUCCGCGGGCUCCUGGCGCUGCGAGACAGCGGCAUCCUCUUUGACGUGGUCCUGGUGGUGGAGGGCAGACACAUCGAGGCCCACCGCAUCCUGCUGGCUGCGUCCUGCGAUUAUUUCAGAGGGAUGUUUGCUGGGGGGCUGAAGGAGAUGGAGCAGGAAGAGGUCCUGAUCCACGGAGUGUCCUACAAUGCCAUGUGCCAAAUCCUGCAUUUCAUCUACACCUCGGAGCUCGAGCUCAGCCUGAGCAAUGUCCAGGAGACGCUGGUCGCUGCCUGCCAACUUCAGAUCCCAGAGAUCAUCCAUUUCUGCUGCGACUUCCUCAUGUCCUGGGUGGACGAGGAGAACAUCCUGGACGUGUACCGGCUGGCAGAUCUGUUCGACCUGAGCCGCCUGACGGAGCAGCUGGACACCUACAUCCUCAAGAACUUUGUGGCCUUCUCUCAGACUGACAAGUACCGCCAGCUGCCCCUGGAGAAGGUCUACGCGCUCCUCAGCAGCAACCGCCUGGAGGUGUCCUGCGAGGCGGAGGUGUACGAGGGCGCCCUGCGCUACCACUACUCCCUGGAGCAGGUGCAGGCUGACCAGCUGCCCCUGCACGAGGCCCCGAAGCUCCUAGAGACAGUGCGCUUCCCACUGAUGGAGGCCGAGGCACUGCAGCGGCUGCACGACAAGCUGGAGCCUAGCCCGCUGCGGGACACAGUGGCCAGCGCCCUCCUGUACCACCAGAACGAGAGCCUGCAGCCCAGCCUGCAGGGCCCGCACACGGAGCUGCGCUCGGACUUCCAGUGCGUGGUGGGCUUCGGCGGCAUCCACUCCACCCCGUCCACGGUGCUCAGCGACCAGGCCAAGUACCUGAACCCCCGGCUGGGAGAGUGGAAGCACUUCACGGCCUCCCUCGCCCCCCGCAUGUCCAACCAGGGCAUCGCGGUGCUCAACAACUUUGUGUAUCUGAUCGGGGGGGACAACAACGUCCAGGGCUUCCGAGCCGAGUCCCGAUGUUGGAGGUAUGACCCGAGGCACAACCGCUGGUUCCAGAUCCAGUCCCUGCAGCAGGAGCACGCCGAUCUGUGCGUGUGCGUGGUAGGCGGACGCAUCUACGCCGUGGCCGGCCGCGACUACCACAACGACCUCAGCGCUGUGGAGUGCUAUGACCCUGCCACCAAUGUGUGGACCUACGUGGCCUCGCUGAAGCAGGAGGUGUACGCGCAUGCGGGCGCCACGCUGGAGGGGAAGAUGUACAUCACCUGUGGCCGCCGGGGUGACGACUACCUCAAGGAGACUCAGUGCUAUGACCCGGACAGCAACACCUGGCACAUGCUGGCCGACGGGCCCGUGCGGCGGGCCUGGCACGGCAUGGCCACCCUCCUGGACAAGCUGUAUGUGAUUGGGGGGAGCAACAACGACGCAGGCUACAGGGAGGAUGUGCACCAGGUGGCCUGCUACAGCUGCACCUCCGGGCAGUGGUCGUCUGUCUGCCCGCUGCCAGCGGGGCACGGCGAGCCUGGCAUCGCAGUCCUGGACAACAGGAUCUACGUGCUGGGCGGGCGCUCGCACAACCGCGGGAGCCGCACGGGCUACGUGCACAUCUACGACCUGGAGAAGGACUGCUGGGAGGAGGGGCCCCAGCUGGACAACUCCAUCUCGGGCCUGGCCGCCUGCGUGCUGACCCUGCCCCGCUCCCUGCUCCUCGAGCCGCCCCGGGGGACCCCCAACCACAGCCAGGCCAUCCCAGACUUUGCCUCCGAGGUGAUGAGUGUUUCUGACUGGGAGGAAUUCGACAACUCCAGUGAGGACUAGACCAAGAGCAGGCAGCAGCGGGGCCCAGGCCAGAGUACUUUGCCCCAGGCUGCGGGUGACCCUCCCACCCUUCCCUCCUCUGACUCCCCUCCCUGGGGACCUGCAGU
Messenger RNA from Sorex fumeus (smoky shrew), 2100 nucleotides. It is a transcript of the gene KLHL22, whose product is annotated as kelch like family member 22. Gene Ontology annotation, molecular function: protein binding. Lineage: Eukaryota; Metazoa; Chordata; Mammalia; Eulipotyphla; Soricidae. Gene Ontology annotation, cellular component: nucleus; cytosol; polar microtubule. The record is from RefSeq and is a predicted model, not a curated record. Bases 89 to 1993 code for a protein of 634 amino acids. The transcript has 7 exons. Gene Ontology annotation, biological process: proteasome-mediated ubiquitin-dependent protein catabolic process; protein monoubiquitination; positive regulation of TORC1 signaling.